Molecule: messenger RNA, 1057 nt
Organism: Amoebophrya sp. A25
Lineage: Eukaryota; Dinophyceae; Syndiniales; Amoebophryaceae
Source: the annotation of a GenBank genome assembly
CAGCAUUUGACAGAGAGAUGGUGAAAGCGGCCCACAGAGGAAGACCAGAGACGUGGGAUCCCAACGGAAUCAAGUAUACACCAGGAAUGUUCCGGAACAUAGAAAUAGACAACCACAUCAUUCAGAAACAAAUAGAGGCACUGAAAGCAGGAGUGACUGGUAAAAAUCCCAAAGAAGGGGAAAGUAAAAAAAAUUAAGCACAUGGAUCUCUGCGAAUAUUGAAUUGAAUAAAGACGGUUCGACAGAAAGAGAGGGAGUAUCAACGUGCGGGUGGCUAAUAAGGCCAGCCCUGUCACAUUUGAUUCUACAUGGCCUUGGAAAGCACGAUCUAGAAUGAUGACUCUUGGAUGAAAACAAUCGAAUGGAAGUAGCCCUCAAGAAGAUAAAGAGAGGAGCCAGUAAUAGAUCAUCGAAUCGAAAAUAACAUCGCAGAAGAUCAGUAGGAGAGAAGCUUCCACGGACGCAGAAAUGAUCCGAACAAGCAGAUCUGAGUUGCUAAUCAGACUGAAGGCAUAGAGGCUCAAACGAACAUGAAAUAAAAUUGGAUCGAUUAAGAAGUAUUGAAACAAGGAGAUCAGGAGUGGUGAAGCAAAGGAUAGGACGCAGAAUAGGGCGGAACUAGAUGAGUGAAGAAACGAAUUGAACUGCAAAUAGGUAAGACAGAUAGGUAGGUAGAAAAAGAGAAAAAAAAAAACACAUGACGGAUCUCGUGAUAGCGGAAAGGGGUACGGAGCGAAGAGCAAAGCAACAAGGGAGCAGCAGCGGAGGUAGCUGCAGACGCAGGGAUGGAGGAACAAGUCCUUGCAAGUGUGCACGACGCACUCGCAAAAGGACGAAGUGCAUAAGCAUGUGCGAGGGUAAGCAGCAUGCAAAAACGAAGUAGGAAGCAGAAAUCGGUCCAGAGAGAAAAAAGAAAGGACAAAAACAAAAAAAAAAAAAAAAGGAAAAAGGGGGGAUGGCAAACCCCAGGGAAAGUUAAAAUAAGACAUACACUCAAGUUAAUCCCCUUUGAAACAAAACCAAAAAAUCAGCAAGUACCGCAGCACUGGGCCGUCUA